Molecule: messenger RNA, 3964 nt
Organism: Ctenopharyngodon idella (grass carp)
Lineage: Eukaryota; Metazoa; Chordata; Actinopteri; Cypriniformes; Xenocyprididae
Product: mucin-2-like
Exons: 30
Coding region: 463-3591 (1042 amino acids)
Source: RefSeq, a predicted model, not a curated record
GAGCACUGUCAGAAAGAAGAAGUGUUAUCAAGCCUUUCAAGAGAGUUUGAUGUCAUGAGACUGAACUUCACAAGAGACGGUCUGUGUCUGUGCAGCACGACACCUGUGAACGUCUAAACCUGGUGAUCAUCAGUUCCUGAGCUCAACCUGCUGAUGGCAGUGUGAACACACUGAAUGACCUCAUGAUCUAACAACAUUCACUCACACAAAUGGACCAUGAAUUGGCCUGGUUGCACUACUUCAAAAAGAAUUUGAUAAAAAAAAAAAAAAAAAAAAAAAAAUCACAUUUCUGUUUCCCUCAUGCUUCAUCUUCAUCUGUCUCUGAAAUCAGUAUGUGUUGACAGGAGGCUGGACAGACACAUGAUGGGUGAAAAUGAAACGAUCCAGGGCAGAAAAUAAGAAGACAAAGAGAAGAUGCAGAUCAGAAGAUCACUGGCAGACGUCUGACACACACUGAUCCUGAUGGCUCCCGCUGUGAUUCUCAUCGGCUGUCUGCUGGCCACAAUGAGCUGCUCAACCACAGCUCAAAGUUCCACUCCACCUACCACAGAUCAAACUAAUACUGCAGCAGUACUAACCACAGAUACUACUACAACUACCACAUCAAUUACCUCUUUACCUGCCACAACACCACCUGCACCAGCACCGACUACGACUACAGCUACAACGCCUCUUACACCGGGAAUAACGACAACUACAACGCCACCUUCAACACCACAGACUACAACUACAACACCUGCAUCACUACCAACGACAAUUCCAGAGCCACCUACACCACCAGCUACCACGACUGCAAUUCCUGUAAAUCCACCAACAUUGACCAAUUACCCCAGUAAUGCGACAACCACCCCUGUAACCACACGGCCUGGAGUGACUAAUGCAACAACAACUACUACAACGACAACUCAGACUCCCGUUUAUGGAAGUUGUGGGAAUCCAGGUCUGUGCUGCUCUGGAUUGAAUAACUCCUGUCACCGCGUGAACUGUUUUUGUGAUGUUGCUUGUCUGAGAUUACGCGACUGCUGCCCUGAUUUCAAACCCACCUGCCUCACGGUCAAGAACAGCACCAACAGUACAAACCAAAACACUUUGCCACUAACAGGAAAGUGUUCAGAGCCGACUCUGUGCUGCAGUGGUGUAAACUACACCUGUUUCAGAGGCUGUUUUUGUGACGAGGCCUGUAAACAGCUCAAUGACUGCUGCCCCGACCUCAACAGCACAUGCAUUUUCAAUACCACAACUGCAGCCCCUCCAGUAAACUUUACUACAGUCCCUCCAUUCAACUCCACUGCAACUCCACCCCAAGUAACCACAGUGACUAGUAACACCAGUAAUGCGACAACCACCCCUGUAACCACACGGCCUGGAGUGACCAAUGCAACAACUACUACAACGACAACUCAGACUCCCGUUUAUGGAAGUUGUGGGAAUCCAGGUCUGUGCUGCUCUGGAUUGAAUAGCACCUGUCGCCGCUUGAACUGUUAUUGUGAUGUUGCUUGUCUGAGAUUACGCGACUGCUGCCCUGAUUUCAAACCCACCUGCCUCACGGUCAAGAACAGCACCAACAGUACAAACCAAAACACUUUGCCACUAACAGGAAAGUGUUCAGAGCCGACUCUGUGCUGCAGUGGUGUAAACUACAACUGUUUCAGAGGCUGUUUUUGUGACGAGGCCUGUAAACAGCUCAAUGACUGCUGCCCCGACCUCAACAGCACAUGCAUUUUCAAUACCACAACUGUAGCCCCUCCAGUAAACUUUACUACAGUCCCUCCAUUCAACUCCACUGCAACUCCACCCCAAGUAACCACAGUGACUAUUAACACCAGUAAUGCGACAACCACCCCUGUAACCACACGGCCUGGAGUGACCAAUGCAACAACUACUACAACGACAACUCAGACUCCCGUUUAUGGAAGUUGUGGGAAUCCAGGUCUGUGCUGCUCUGGAUUGAAUAACUCCUGUCACCGCGUGAACUGUUUUUGUGAUGUUGCUUGUCUGAGAUUACGCGACUGCUGCCCUGAUUUCAAACCCACCUGCCUCACGGUCAAGAACAGCACCAACAGUACAAACCAAAACACUUUGCCACUAACAGGAAAGUGUUCAGAGCCGACUCUGUGCUGCAGUGGUGUAAACUACACCUGUUUCAGAGGCUGUUUUUGUGACGAGGCCUGUAAACAGCUCAAUGACUGCUGCCCCGACCUCAACAGCACAUGCAUUUUCAAUACCACAACUGCAGCCCCUCCAGUAAACUUUACUACAGUCCCUCCAUUCAACUCCACUGCAACUCCACCCCAAGUAACCACAGUGACUAUUAACACCAGUAAUGCGACAACCACCCCUGUAACCACACGGCCUGGAGUGACCAAUGCAACAACAACUACUACAACGACAACUCAGACUCCCGUUUAUGGAAGUUGUGGGAAUCCAGGUCUGUGCUGCUCUGGAUUGAAUAGCUCCUGUCACCGCUUGAACUGUUAUUGUGAUGUUGCUUGUCUGAGAUUACGCGACUGCUGCCCUGAUUUCAAACCCACCUGCCUCACGGUCAAGAACAGCACCAACAGUACAAACCAAAACACUUUGCCACUAACAGGAAAGUGUUCAGAGCCGACUCUGUGCUGCAGUGGUGUAAACUACAACUGUUUCAGAGGCUGUUUUUGUGACGAGGCCUGUAAACAGCUCAAUGACUGUUGCCCCGACCUCAACAGCACAUGCAUUUUCAAUACCACAACUGCAGCCCCCCCAGUAAACUUUACUACAGUCCCUCCAUUCAACUCCACUGCAACUCCACCCCAAGUAACCACAGUGACUAGUAACACCAGUAAUGCGACAACCACCCCUGUAACCACACGGCCUGGAGUGACUAAUGCAACAACAACUACUACAACGACAACUCAGACUCCCGUUUAUGGAAGUUGUGGGAAUCCAGGUCUGUGCUGCUCUGGAUUGAAUAGCUCCUGUCGCCGCUUGAACUGUUAUUGUGAUGUUGCUUGUCUGAGAUUACGCGACUGCUGCCCUGAUUUCAAACCCACCUGCCUCACGGUCAAGAACAGCACCAACAGUACAAACCAAAACACUUUGCCACUAACAGGAAAGUGUUCAGAGCCGACUCUGUGCUGCAGUGGUGUAAACUACACCUGUUUCAGAGGCUGUUUUUGUGACGAGGCCUGUAAACAGCUCAAUGACUGCUGCCCCGACCUCAACAGCACAUGCAUUUUCAAUACAACAACUGCAGCCCCCCCAGUAAACUUUACUACAGUCCCUCCAUUCAACUCCACUGCAACUCCACCCCAAGUAACCACAGUGACUAGUAACACCAGUAAUGCGACAACCACCCCUGUAACCACACGGCCUGGAGUGACUAAUGCAACAACAACAACAACAACAACAACCAGUCAAACUCCUCUCAAUGUUCUCACAUUACUCACUAAUCUGGAGGUGGAGGUUUUGGCCGAGGAGUCGUCCACUGAAGAAGAGCGUCAGGCUGCACUGCGUCAGGUUGGCGCUUUGCUGGAGAGGUACUUAAGAGAGAAUAAUACUGACAUCUACUCUUUUGAGGUCACGAGAAUUCAGCCGGUAUCUCCAUGUGAUUGAGUCAGAAAUCAGUCGAGAGGAACAGACAUGAAUAAAUCCUCAUCGCUGCUGGACUUUUACUUAAUUAAAUUAAAUUAAUUAAUUAAUUAACUUAAUAUGAGAUUAUUUAUGGUGACGGUUCAACUAAACAUAACUUAUCCAUUUAUAUGCUUUAAUCUUAAACAUACAAGCACUGUACAUGUGUAAAUCAAACUAUGGAAAGAAUGUGUAAAAAACAUCAGAUUGAUUAUCUGCUUUCUUGUAAUUCCUUGUUCCUCCUUCAUUUGCAUGGAGGGGAAUCUGCUGCUUCUGUUUUAACACUGUCUUCAUCUAGUUUUUGAGAUUCCUGUAUGAUUAUCACACUGAAAAUAAAAACCUGAUGAGGUAAAACUUG